GUUCGCCGGCUGGAGUUCGCACAUGACGGCCUGAUGGAGGAGAUCUUCGACGAGACCGAGGUAGGUGAGGUUGGCGAGCCGCUGUGGAAAAGCCAUGUUCAUGAUCUUUCGUGGUAUGAUUCAGAAGAAGUUUGGGAAGAAGGUUGGGAUGAGUAUGAUGGGUUCGGUGGCUACGUGCGCAUGGUUGCUGAGAUUGUGGAGCCUGCAGAGCAUGAGUUGCUAGAGGAUGUCCAGUCUGAGUGUGGUAGCAGCUGCUCUUUGCCUUCCACUUCCACUUUGCAUUUCUCUUUGUGCGAUGAAGAUGAAGUUGUAUCCCAGUGUGAGCUAGACAGUGGAGCUGAAAGUGAUUGGGUUCUGUUGCAGCAAGCCCGAGCUGAAGAAGCCGAACUCUGCGUGCGUGCAGUAGCAGAGGGUCACGAAGUAAUCCUCGACUCAGGUGCUGAUGUCACGGUGCUUCCGAUGCACAUCUUUGGCGAUGUGGGCAUCGAAGACCACGCGAGCGUGUCCUUGGUGGAUGCGCAAGGCUCGAUCAUUCCGCAAGCUGCCGUGAGGGAAGGAGUGACGUUCGUUGUGGAAGGUUGCGAUGGUAGCAGUAUCGUCUUUAAAGACAAGGCAGUGCUAGCGCGUGUCAAGCAACCACUUCUUUGUGCUGGCAAGUUGAUUCGUGAUGUGUGGCUUCCUCGCCCUGACUCAGAGAACCUUGUGAUGGCCAAGGGUUCUCAAGCUUUUCCUCUACAUUGGGCAAGGAACUCCAUUGCCGCUACCAUGAAAAUUUUCAGAACGGAAGAAGCCCAGUUCGUCUACUACACCAGUGAGAUGUAUGAUCCUGAAGUUUUUGCGCAUCGUACCACUUUGGUGCAACAGAGCGGCCGGCGCUACACAGUCUUUGAGUGUGGUGAGUACUGGGAGCCAAAGCCUGUGAUGGAGAUAGGAGGCAACCCUACCAAAGUGAUCACCAUCCUCACCACCCAGCCUGUCGAGCCCGAGUCGCUAGGAAAAGUAGUUGCAGAAGACAUGGCCAUUGUUCCCAGGUUUCCUCGACUUGCACCUGGUGAUGCUGGUGGUUCUGGACAAGCUGAUCUGGAGGCUGCUGGAGCUGAAGAUGAGCCUCGGCAGAGCAUUGGAGCUCCGGUUUUGGGGCCAGAGUUGACAGUGGUGCCUGACGUCGGUGAGGUUGUCAAGCUUGGUGAGAAAGAACUGAGGGAAGAGUCUAGUUUGAGAGAUUUGAGAUGGGGGUGCAAGUUCCUGCGAAUUCCCCACACUGGACCCAAAGCCACGCUCUGGGACCGCCUCAAGAAAGAGGUGGCGAUGAACCAGUUGAAGGUGUCUGUUCAGGCUAGCGAUGCGGUAGUGGAAGCGUACACCCCUGAUGUGAACCAUGGGCCACUUCCUGUGAAGCCUGAUCCCCAGACGGUGAUGAUUCAUGAGCUUACACAUAUUCUCAGAGCAGACUGGUGUGAAGCAUGCCAAGCAGCCCGUUCUCGAGAGGAUGGUCACCCUGUUGUCGAACCUAAGCGCCAGGUGAAUGUCAUCUCUUUGGAAUUUAUGUUCAAUCGCACAGGUGAGUCUGUUCCUCACGAGGAGCAUCCGAUGACAACGUUGAGUCUCUCGACUGAGAUCGAGGAAGCAGUCCCGACUCGACGGAGCACCAGGGAGUCCGAGCUGAAAGGUACAUUGAUUUGGUGCGUCGUUUGGGGGCUCACUUUGCUGCGCACCGUGACUGCAAACACCCAGAGAGCCAUCCCUUCUUCACACCCGUUGUAUUCCUGGAGCUUUCGGCAUGCAGCUUUUCUUUUGACUCGAUACAAAGUACACAAUGAUGGCUGUACAAGUUUCGAAAUCGUUCAUGGCAGAAAGUAUGACUCGAAGAUUGCAGCUUUCGGGUCCACUGUGUUUUGUCAGUUUGUGCCGAAGAAGAAGGUGAAAGGUGUUGCGUGGGAGAAGGCAGUGUACUUGGGCAAGUCGUCAUUAGGUGACCUGAGUAUAGUGGCCAAUGCGAGUGGAGUGCACUAUGCUCGUACAAUCCGUCGCGCAGCUCAGGUUUACCAAGCUGACAUGAUCGUCGCCAUGAAGGGCGUCCCUUGGAAUGCUACUUUGGAUGUGGUGGCUGCCAGGACCACGGGUCGAGGUGCACUAGGACGCGUGCCCGUUGUCGCUGCCCCUGCACUUGGUGAAGCUGAGCCUCCCGCGGAUGAAGCAGCGAGUGAUCCUCCUACUUCCACCCCGCAAGCUUCACAUUCUCCUGGGAUGAGCGUUAUAGAUACUUUGGAUGCGAUGGAAGCCCAGGGUUCCAGCUCAGGGUCCUCUGAGUUGAUUCCGGAUGCGAUGCAAGUUGACAAAGUUGAAGCAGUGGACCGCGAGAGUUUCGUGCCGUUUGUGUUUCGGGUGCUUGAUCCUGAACAACCCCAUGGGCAUGAAGAUGAUUUCGUAGAUUGUGAUCCAGAAGAAGAGAUAGGAAACAUGCCCGUUGAAGAUGAGAUCCUGUGUGAGCCAGAGGAGGAAGUGUUUGCAGAAAGUGCUGGUGCCGUUCCCGGUGAUGCCGGGAUGCCUUGGAGUGGUAGGCCCUGCGAGCUAGGGCCCCCAGAGCUUGAUCCCGAGGAGCUUGAGAAGCUGGAUGAGCAGAUGAAGGAGAAGGAGAUCAGCCGCUUGUUGGACAUGGGCGUCUUGGCCGGAAUGGCUCCUGAAGCUCGUGAAGGGAAGGUCAAGUUGCAGUGCAAGUACGUGCUGGAUUGGAGGUUUAGGAGCGGUUGGACCCGAAGGGCACGAUUAGUUGCCAAGGAAUACAAGUUCUUGGAGCCUGCUUUAACUGACCUUUAUAGUCCGGCCUCUGUGGCUUGUAGCCACAAGCUCCUUGGAUGCAUGUUCGCGUCCAGCCAGCAGCUGGAGUUGGUGUCGCUCGACGUCACCGACGCCUACUUGCAAGUAAAGCAGAGACGUCCUACGUAUAUCCAGACCCCCAUUGGUGAUCUUGAGCUCUUGUAUACCCUUCCAGGGCAACGCACUGGUUCGCGCGAUUGGUAUGACUACUUAGCAGCUAUGCUGGCUGAAGGGGGUAUGGAAACGUUCAAGGGAAACCCAGCAGUCUUUGCAACUCCCCAGCAGGUUGCUCUGAACAGCCAUGUAGAUGACAUGCAGAUCCUUGGCGUGAAGGGUGCUCCAAUGGCGUUGGCAAAUAAAUUGAAGGACAAAGGACUGAAGGUGAAGAUUGAUGGCCCGGUGGACGUGAAUGGGGGGAUCUCGCACUUCCUUAAGCGCAAGUUUGAAUCGGACGAAGAGGGCCUCACUGUCACCCAGGAUGUGAAGUAUGCUGAGCGGUUGGUUGGUCUUUUGGGUUUGGAGAAAGCCAACGAGAAGAAGACCCCAAUGCCCCAGCAAAUCCCAGAACCCGGUUUGGGUGAGCGUCUGAGCGCCGAAAUGCAUGCCCUCUAUCGCCAGUGCAUUGGGAUUUUGCUGUAUAUGAGUAGUGAGCGCCCCGAUCUACAGUAUGGUGUGAAAGUUCUCUCUUCGCGUUGCAGUGAACCCACGGAAACCGACUUUGGUCUCUUGAGGCACUUGGUAAAGUACGUGAAGUUGCACCCUGUAGUUCCUGUGAGACUUGAUCGUUGCGACCCAGGGUGCAGCUUUUUUCAGAAAUGGGAAGGCCGUGAUUGUGAACCAGAAGAUUGGGACCCCAAGCAGUACCCCUUCGGCCUAGACCACCUCGUUGAAGUCGUGACAGAUGCAGAUUGGGGAAUUAAGGUAUUCCAGCAGAGACGUUCUAUGCCCUCGUGUUGCAUCUUUGUGAAUGGUAACAUAUGCCAUGCUGGAAACAAGGUACAGAAAGUGAUCAGCCUCUCCUCGGCGGAGAGCGAGCUCAUGGCAUCGCUCCUUGGCAUGACAGAGGCGACGUUCCUUGCUGAGAUGAUCCGUUUUAUUUGCGGGCCCAACUCGCGGGUGAAGCUUGUGCAUUACGUUGACAACUCAGCAGCGAGGGCUAUCAUUCAGAAGCAGGGUCUCCAGAGAACUCGACAUGUUAGUUUGGCGAAUCGAUUAAAGUACCUCAUGAACUUGAUUGGCAUGAGCUUGGAUGGCGAUGACGAGCCAGAGCAUGUUCGUGUUCGGCGGGUGAGGACAAGGUCCGCUUCUACCCCAGGGUUUGGAGUUGCAGCUGUGAUGCGAGCGCUGGCUGUGAUCAUUGAGGGGGGUGAAGCAGCUAGUGUACAAGAAGCUUCGCGAGAAUGGUUUAACAGAGUGUGGAUUGUCCUUUUCAUGAUGAUGAUCUGCGGCUUGGUGGGUGGUUGGAAGCUCGCGAUGAUCUUCAGCGCCCAUGGUGUGUGGAACCAAGUUUGGAUGAUGAUGAUUGUGGUGGUGGUUUCGGCAAGCGCCUCGAGUGACAAGGAGAUGGUGGCCCACGGCAAGUUCGCGCAACAACUUCGUGACCAUGGUGAUGUUUUCAUCUUCGUGGUUUUGACGGUGCUGAUGUUUGUGGUGCUUGGGUGUAUGCCGCCCCGGCGGUGGGGCCGAUGGCAGCGUGAUCUUGAGGAGCCGUUGGGGCCAGGUGAGAACCAGAACCAGCUCAGGAGCCGCGUUCAUGCGUGGUUUGAGGUGGAGCUUCUUGGUCGUCCCCGAGCCGAGCAACAAAGCGGUGCGACAAGCUCGUCUACAAGCGCGGCCCAAGGACCAGUACCACAGAGUAGCCAUGAUGAGGAUGCAGCCUGCUACGAGGAUUGGGCUGAGGCGGUGUUGGUUGAAGACAAUGGCGAAGGCCAGAGGUAG
Symbiodinium necroappetens is the source of this 4755-nucleotide messenger RNA. Lineage: Eukaryota; Dinophyceae; Suessiales; Symbiodiniaceae. The record is from the annotation of a GenBank genome assembly.